GUUUGGCUUCAUCAUGAAUGUACAUUAAUAAUACAUACUUUUUUAACUAAAAUUUUAAUAAUUUUCAACCCAUUAAACUUGAGAAACUAAUUUUUAUCGAUUUUUGAAUAGUUAACUAGCGAUAUUACAUAUUUCUUAGAUAUGCCUGCAUAUCAUUCACAAAUUAAAGACUAUAAGCAGUCUGUUGGGAACCUGGCAAUUCUUCCUCUAAGAACGCAGCAUAGAGGACCUGCUCCUACUGGAAACUAUGACAAUGAUAUCAUAGAUGAGUCACUUUACUACUUCAAAGCUAAUGUGUUCUUUAGGACAUAUGAAAUUAAAAGCGAGAUAGACCGUGUUUUAAUAUAUAUUACUUUGUAUAUCACUGAGUGUUUGAAAAAGUUGCAAAGAUGCUCAACUAAAGCUCAAGGAAUGCAAGAAAUGUACGCUUUAGCUAUAUCAAAAUUUGAUAUUCCAGGCGAUCCUGGUUUUCCAUUAAAUGCAGUUUAUGCAAAACCAAGUUCUCAAAGCGAUGCAGACGUAAUGAGGCUUUACCUUUUACAAUUACGACAUGAAACUGGAAAUAGAGUUUGUGAAAAAGUAUUUUCAAGCGAAGAUGGAAAACCUAGUAAAUGGUGGUUAUGCUUUUCCAAGAAGAAGUUUAUGGAAAAGUCUUUAUCAGGACCAGGUCAAUGAAUAUAAUUUGUAUUUUUAAAGAAGUAAAUAAAAGUUUGUUUGUAUUUGAAAAUUAAAAAAAAAAUUUAAUUUCUCUUAAGUAACUAAUUAUAUAAUAUUUUUAUUAAAUAAUACAAUAAAAAUUUUAUCAAAUUUUUACCAUCCA
This is a messenger RNA of Condylostylus longicornis, 820 nucleotides long. It is a transcript of the gene Arpc3A, whose product is annotated as actin-related protein 2/3 complex subunit 3. Lineage: Eukaryota; Metazoa; Arthropoda; Insecta; Diptera; Dolichopodidae. The transcript has 4 exons. Gene Ontology annotation, cellular component: cytoskeleton; Arp2/3 protein complex. The record is from RefSeq and is a predicted model, not a curated record. Gene Ontology annotation, biological process: regulation of actin filament polymerization; Arp2/3 complex-mediated actin nucleation. Gene Ontology annotation, molecular function: actin filament binding. The coding region runs from base 142 to 675 and encodes 177 amino acids.